AUGGUAAAAGUCAAACUGUCGCAUUUUAUUUUUUUCUACCUUUUAAAUUUUUUUGUGACCAGUGUAAUCAAUGGAAAGGGCGAAAAGAAGAAUAUUUUGAACAUGAAAAAAGAGAAUAAAGAUGAAUAUCUUAAGAACCUUGCUAGUUUUGCAGAUGUUGAAAAAAUUAAGAAAUUAAUAAGUGAAAACAAAUUGGAUGAAGCUACUAAAUUAUUUAAUGAAAUGAAAAAAGCUUUAUCUAGCGACCAAAAAGAGAAUAGUAAAAAAGAAGCGAUGAAUGAAAAAAAUACUGAAACGAACAAUUUCAAUUUAUUUAACAAUUUAAUUAAUCCAAAUGAUCUUCAAGAAAUGAUUAAAUUUUACAUGUACUUGCAAGAUAUUUUAAACUCAAAAAAUGAGACUGCAGAAAAAAAAAUGGUAAAGUCAUUUUUAAGAAAAACUAUUCAAAAAAUUAAAGAUAAUGAAAACAGUAAUGAAAAAAAAUCCAUUGAUGAUAUUAUUAAAGACACAGAAGGUCACCAAGAAAUGUUAGAAAAGUUGGCCGAAUUGAUGAAAAUAAAAAAAGAAAAAUUACAAGAUGAAGAAGUAAGAAAUAAAGUAAAUCAAAUAUUAAUUGGAAUGCUCAAAUUUAUUGAUUACACAAACAGUAGUGAUAUUGCAAAUGCUUUAAUGGAUGAAAUUAAAAUUAAAGAAGUUAAAGCAACAGAUGGUAACUCCAAAUCUAAAUUACAAGUAAAUUUUGGUGAUAGUAAAGCACAUUUAGAAAUGCUACAAAAAGCAACAAAAUUUAUGGGAAUGGAUAUUGAUCCAGAGGAGUUAAAAAAUCUGACCAUUAAUAAUAAAUGGUAUGAAAACUUUUUAAAUAAUCUCCUGAACAAUUCAGACGAACUAUAA
Messenger RNA from Plasmodium malariae, 894 nucleotides. Its product is annotated as conserved Plasmodium protein, unknown function. The record is from RefSeq and is a predicted model, not a curated record. The coding region runs from base 1 to 894 and encodes 297 amino acids. Lineage: Eukaryota; Apicomplexa; Aconoidasida; Haemosporida; Plasmodiidae. The transcript has a single exon.